AAACAAAAACAAGAAAAGAAAUAUAAAUUUCGUAACGCCCAAUCUUCUUUCCAUAUCUACAUUACUCGAAACCCUAAUCCCCAAUUCCUCUUCCAAUAUUUCAAUGACAAUCAUCUGAGAAAAAAACAUCAAAUUACGAAAAAACUUCCUCAUCCAAACAUUCCGAAAGUUAUUAAAGUGGACUUAGUUAUCAUGAGAUUCAAAAAAGGAAGUAGAGUCGAGGUAUUUAGCAGCAAAGAGGCACCUUACGGUGCGUGGCGAUGUGCUGAGAUUAUUUCUGGUAAUGGACAUACCUACAGUGUUAGAUACUUCUCUUUCAACGAGGAUGCAGUGGUGGAGAGAGCUCCAAGGAAGAUGAUUAGGCCUUGUCCUCCUCAAGUGGAUGUAGUGGAGCGAUGGAAGAGUGGUGACCUGGUGGAAGUUCUUGAUGAUUUCUCCUGGAAAGCUGCCACUGUUCGAGAAGAGCUAUCCGGAAAGUACUAUGUGGUUCGGUUGCUUGGGAUGACCGCAGAGUUUACGUUUCACAAAGCCAACGUCAGGGUUCGUCAGUCGUGGCAAGAUGAGAGAUGGGUUGCAAUUGGAAAGGUGUCAGGUUCUGGGAAGUCAUCCACACUCACUGGACCAGACCUACAUCGGAAGCUACAACCCCAAAUGAAUAGUGUUGUCUCUCCUAGAGUAUUGAAGAGGCCGUUACCUCACAACUGGUCUGAGUGUGCUGAAUCAGACACAGGAAACCUUAAGAAGAUACGAUCACUGGAAGCUUCCUCUAAGAAUCCCCAAACUGGUUGCUUUCAAAUGGUCAGGGUAAGGUCAAAAGGUUUUAGCGAGAGUGUUGCUGCAGGAAGAUCAGUUGCUGAUGAUUGUUACGAUAGCGAUGCAUGCUCAGUUGGUAGUUGUAGCGCCACUAGUUAUGAUGGGAGUAACAUGCGACCUUGUAUGCCAGAUGGCUCUAGACGUCAGCAGGAGGGAGACUCAUGUAGCAGCGAUGCUGAAUCUUAUUGCGGCGUUGAGGAAGAAGCAAGGCGGAAGCAUUAUUUGGUGGGGGAUGGAGCAAGAAGUUCAUGUAGGUCUGAGCUAUAUACUUACCGCAGUACUUUGGGGGACUUGUUCGCUUCUGGUCCGCUAAGUUGGGAACAAGAAACGUCAUUAACUGAUCUCCGUCUUUCCCUUAAUAUAUCAGAUGAUGAACAUUUGAUGGAGCUCUAUGAAGUGUGUUGCAUAGCGAUGUGAGUCUCCUAGUCAUCAUCCCUCUGGAGCAGUAUUGGCCUUGUUUAUGACAUGCAGACCUUUUGCUUUUAGAGGUCUGCCUUGGCCAUCUAAAUGGUGUAAUAUCAUACCUGUUCUCCCUCAGAGCAUAACUGACUUUUUUAUUUGAUUUUGUCGCUAUCUUUAUUAUGUUGGUUUGUUUCAGGUGUCCUGGAGCUUUGUCCACAGGGCUUCAAAGCUGUGCUUUUAGCAGGUUUCCUUAGGUUUAUUUAUACUGUGAUUGGAUAUAUAUAUAUUAAUAUAUAUAUAGUCAAGAUCGAGUAAAUUCUCCUUUGCGUUCUAGUUUAUUCGUUACAUCUCGCUGUUCCUUCUUUUGGUAUUGUCUCUGCUUUACUUGUUUCAAUAGAACUGCUUGAAGUAGAUGCUACCGUGUCUGAUUAUCAUUACCUGUCUAAGCAAUUCUGCUAUAUCACAAACUGCUGUUCGAGUUAUGUUGGUUCUUUUUGUUUGUUAUUACCAAAGGAAUAGUCCUUUGAAGCCCAUUCUUCAUUCUUUUGGGGAAUAAGCGUUGUGGCAUGGUGAGAGAGAGAGGUAAGAGUUAAAUCGCUGAGCAGGGUUACUGUGGUCUUGAUUCCUUAUUCUGAUUUGUUCGCAGACUUGCUUUCAGAAUAAGGAAUCAACAUAUUGUCUGGAUGAGUACAUUCAAUGUGUUAGACUUGAUCGAGAUAUCUUCGGACUCGAAGGAAAGAAAUGUUUGCAUUCUCUGCUUAGUUAGUCUGCCUUGUGGAAAUUCUCCAAGCUCACUCUUCAGUUUUCUCCAGCAAAGCGUGUUGUUUACAUGACAUGACAGUAUGAAGUUCCAAAGCCGAUUUUAUUUAUAUUUUCACAGAUGUACAAAAUAUUUCUCUGAUCUGUUGUCGUUGUCCACAUAAAUUCAAACUAAAAUAUUGUCUUCACUAA
Raphanus sativus (radish) is the source of this 2166-nucleotide messenger RNA. RefSeq lists its product as uncharacterized. Lineage: Eukaryota; Viridiplantae; Streptophyta; Magnoliopsida; Brassicales; Brassicaceae. The record is from RefSeq and is a predicted model, not a curated record. The transcript has 4 exons. Bases 193 to 1230 code for a protein of 345 amino acids.